AAGUGGAACAUAAACUGACAAAAGUGAUCACUUCUGCUGCUUCUUCUUCUUUCAUCCAUUUUCAUUACAAUUCUCCAUUUUCCUAUCUCUAUGUAAGUUUUCUUGAUCUGAAUGUGCAAGUGUGAAUAUCAAAUCUACUGAAUUGUGUACUGUAGUUUGCUUGCAAAUGGAAAAUUCUGGAGCAAGCCCUUUUAAAGAUACUCCUGUUGGUUUAGAUGCAAAUUCAGAGGAAGAGUACUUUUCUCAGUCUACAUUACUCAAAGAGUUUACUGAAAUCCACACAAUUGAGAAGGCAUGGACUUUGAAAUCUAACAGUGGAGCCUCACAGGUUAUGUUCUCAAUCAGUCAACCUAAUAUCCUGGAGAACAAGAAGAGGAGAUAUGUAUCAUUUAGUCACAUUUCCAAAGAAAGAGAUGAUUCCGUGCAGUUUCGUUGGGAUGCUUUCCCUAUUGAGAUGGGGACAACAUCUUUGAUGGUUCCCUCUCCAUCAGGUUCAAAGCUUCUCGUUGUUCGAAAUGCUGAAAAAGAUUCUCCUACAUGCUUCGAGAUUUGGAGUUCAUCUCAGGUGGAAAGGGAGUUUCAUGUUCCUUCAUCUAUCCAUGGAUCUGUAUAUUCUGAUGGAUGGUUCGAGGGGAUUUCCUGGAAUUCCGAUGAAACUUUGAUUGCUUAUAUUGCUGAAGAUCCUGUUUUUGCAAAACCAACAUUUACAUAUUAUGGCUACGAGAAAGGGAAUUGUCCAUAUAAAGACAGUAAUAGCUGGAAAGGACAAGGAGAUUGGGAAGAGGGUUGGGGCGAAGCAUACGAUGGGAAAAGGCUACCUAAGCCUUUUGUCCUCAGCAUUAACAGUGGAGAGGUACGCGCUGUAGAUGGCAUAGAAAAGUCACUGAGUGUUGGGCAAGUUAUUUGGGCUCCAUCAGCAAAAGACUCAUUACAAUGUCUAGUUUUUGUUGGAUGGCCAUCGGGCAACAGGAAGUUUGGUAUCAAAUACUGCACUAAUAGACCUUGCUCUUUGUAUGUUGUUAGAGCUCCUUGUUUCAGAUAUGAACCAUGUCAAUCUAGAACAGAUACGAAACUAUCAGCAGUUGUCCUGACAGAAAGCAUAAGUAGUGCAUUCUUCCCUCGUUUUAGCCCUGAUGGAAAAUUCCUGGUGUUUUUAUCUUCAAAAAGUGCUGUAGAUUCUGGAGCACAUAAUGCAACAGAUUCACUUCAUAGAAUUGAUUGGUCCAUUGAUGCAGAGCCAUAUCCGCGUAACAAAAUUGUUGAUGUGGUUCCCGUAGUGAUGUGUGCUGAAGAUGGAAGCUUCCCUGGGUUAUACUGUUCAAAUAUUCUUAGUAACCCGUGGCUUUCUGAUGGAUGCACUAUGAUUUUAUCAUCUGCCUGGGGCAGCACCCUAGUUGUACUAACCGUGGAUAUCUUGAGUGGAGAUGUAUCGCGAAUCAGCCCAUGCACAUCAGAGUUUUCAUGGGAUGUCCUUACGCUGGAUGGUGACAAUAUCCUUGCAGUAUGUAGCAGUCCAAUCGAUGUUCCUGAAAUCAAGUAUGGUCAUCUUGUCAAAAAUGCCUCCGAUAACACCAAAUGGAAUUGGCUAGAUAUCUCAAGCCCCGUAACCAAAUGCUCUGAAAAGGUGAGGCAUUUUCUGUCAUUUAAGGAGUUUUCUAUAAUGUCGAUUCCUGUCAGAGACGCGUCGGAGAAUCUCACAAAAGGUGCAAGCAAACCUUAUGAAGCUAUUUUUGCAUCCUCCAAAUCGAAGAAGCAUGAUGCAUGUGACCCGAUGAUUGUAGUCCUUCAUGGGGGUCCUCACUGUGUGUCAUUGUCAAGCUUCUCAAAGUCUUCAGCUUUUCUUUGCUCACUUGGAUUUAGCUUGCUUAUUGUAAGUUAUAGAGGUUCCUUGGGAUUUGGUGAAGAAGCAGUGCAAUCUCUUCCAGGGAGGGUGGGUUCACAGGACGUUAAUGAUGUACUUGCUGCAAUAGACCAUGUCAUUGGUAUGGGACUAGCAGAUCAGUCCAAAAUUGCUGCUGUUGGCAUUUCUCAUGGUGGAUUUUUGACAACACACUUGAUAGGCCAGGCACCAGACAAGUUUGCUGCUGCAGCUGCUAGGAACCCAGUCUGCAACUUUGCUCUAAUGGUUGGUACUACUGAUAUACCUGAUUGGUGUUAUUUUGAGGCAUUUGGAAGUGAAGCAAAAUCAAGCUUUACAGCAGCACCUUCAGCUGAACACCUUGCUCUAUUCUUCAACAAGUCUCCAAUUUCACAUGUAUCAAAGGUCAAAACUCCCACACUCAUGCUUUUAGGUGCUAAGGACCUUCGCGUGCCCAUUACUGAUGGAUUACAGUAUGCAAGAGCAUUGAAGGAAAAAGGCGUAGAAGUAAAGGUGAUGAGGUUUCCUGAUGACAUACAUGAACUCGACAGACCGCGAACAGACUUUGAAAGCUUUCUUAACAUUGGACUGUGGUUUAAGAAGCAUUGCUCAUAGAUUGCCAGAUACUUCAUGGUUAAUUUGAAAACUGGUCUCCCAAGGAAAUGUGUUGACUCAAAUUGAUCAAUGAUCAGACUACAGAACUGAGAAAAUGCUUGUAAUAAUCUAACAAGCACUUGAAUACUAUAUUACUCGGACUCUUUACAAAUGCAUCAAGUGCAUGUCAUAUUAUAUUUUUACGAUCUAA
Messenger RNA from Solanum lycopersicum (tomato), 2663 nucleotides. RefSeq names its product acylamino-acid-releasing enzyme. Gene Ontology annotation, biological process: proteolysis. The record is from RefSeq and is a predicted model, not a curated record. NCBI's taxonomy places the organism in Eukaryota, Viridiplantae, Streptophyta, Magnoliopsida, Solanales, Solanaceae. Gene Ontology annotation, molecular function: serine-type endopeptidase activity.